AUGUCCCAGCAGGACAUCGCCGCCGCCGCCUCCUUUUCCGCGCCGCAGGAUCCAGGCGGGCCUUUCUCCGAGGAUCAGUUUCUGGCCGUUUGCCACGAAGUGGGCACGGCGAGGGCGAGGGCGAGGCCCGAAAGCUCCUGGCAGCUGCUGGCCGAUUCCCGCGGCUUCAGCAUCUACCGCGUCUUCGACCAGAAAUCUGGACUGUAUGAGUACAAACUCUAUGGUAGUAUUGCUGAUUGCUCCCCAGAGCUAUGUGCUGAAGUUUACAUGGAUCUGAAUUACAGACCAAAUUGGGACCGGUAUGCUAAAGAGCUAUGUGAGAAAACUCAUGAAGACAGAACAGUUAUCUACUGGGAAGUAAAUUUCCCUUUCCCCUUGUCAAACAGAGAUUAUGUUUUUAUUCGUGAACGUCGAGACCUAGAGAUUGAUGGGCGGAAGCUCCUCAUUAUAUUGGCCAAAAGUGUGUCGACUUCUCAGUUCCCUGAAAAGUCUGGGGUCAUCAGAGUAAGGAAUUACAAACAAAGUAUAGCCGUCGAAAGUGAUGGCAGAAAUGGGUCCAAAGUUUACAUGAGCUACUUUGAUGAUCCAGGUGGCAUGGUUCCUCCAUGGUUUGUGAAUUGGAUUGCAAAGACUGCAGUACCUAAAUUCUUGAAAGACAUGAAGAAGGCUUGCCUCAGGUAUCACAAGAAGAGAUAAGCUGCUCCUUGA
This is a messenger RNA of Gekko japonicus, 708 nucleotides long. RefSeq names its product phosphatidylcholine transfer protein (gene PCTP). The transcript has 6 exons. Gene Ontology annotation, molecular function: phosphatidylcholine intramembrane carrier activity; phosphatidylcholine binding. The record is from RefSeq and is a predicted model, not a curated record. NCBI's taxonomy places the organism in Eukaryota, Metazoa, Chordata, Lepidosauria, Squamata, Gekkonidae.